Molecule: messenger RNA, 1068 nt
Organism: Arabidopsis thaliana (thale cress)
Lineage: Eukaryota; Viridiplantae; Streptophyta; Magnoliopsida; Brassicales; Brassicaceae
Product: caspase-6 protein
Exons: 2
Coding region: 110-415 (101 amino acids)
Source: RefSeq, marked reviewed
CCAUACUGAACUUCCGUACAACCAAACACAUCGAGAGCUUCUCUCUAUUCAUUUCCCUAAACCCUAGCAAAAACCUCUCUCUCUCUCUCAAUUCACUUCUCCUCCUUCAAUGGCUUGGCGCAACGCAGGAUCUGCCGCUCGUUCUUUCGUCUCCGCCACCGCAAGAUCACCAUCUCUCCGUUCUCCCACCACGGCGCUUCCUCGCCUCCGUCCUCCUCAAUCCUCCUUACCUAGCCGUCGCUUCACCUUCUCAUCACCUUCCAGGAAUCUAGGAGCACUUGGUUGCACACAGUCGUUCUUGCCUCUGUACAGUGUUGUGGCUACUUCUCAACUCACAUCUCACCUUAACGUUAACUUGCGAGCUUUCUGCGAGCUGUCUAACGGUACCUUCCAACGCACUUGUCAAGAUCGCUAGUAGUCCUCUUUGUGAGUGUUUUACUUUACUUAGGUUUCUUAUAGGAUUAUUUGGGAGAUUAGUCUGCUAAGUUUCUUGUUUAACACUAUGGAGCUUCUUGUGCAUUGAUGUUGGUCGUUACCGUUCUUUGUUUGAGUUGGAUUAAGUUGUUUUUGUGAAUGGUUUGGGUUUGGGAUUGAUAGGAAUUGGAAAAGAUGGGUGAUGCACUCGGAUUUUACGUCGCUGGCAAGAGAAUGGUGCUGCAUUGUAGGUUUCUUAUCAGUAUAUGAAGAUUAGACUCUGUUUCCUUUUGCAUUGUGUUGGCGGAUUAGACAAAGCAAAGCUUUUCUUAGCACUGAAUAACAAACAUUUUGUUCAUUUAAACAGUCUGUUUGAUACUUUGAUUUGGCAUAAUGAUGCACAUUUGUUGCUUUUGAUUCGUAUAGAAUAUGGUUUAUACGACAACUUUGGUUUUGUUUCAUUGUACUGCCUUUGAGUUGUCUUUGGUUAUCAUGAAAAGAAUGUUAGGUUCCGUGAAAUCGAUAACGAGAGAAUAAGUCGUAAAAUGAUACACAAUGAUGGCGAAGAAGAAUGAAUCUUCUUCUCUCAGGGUCUUGUUUGGAUUUGUAAUUUUGGUUGUAACUUGGCACAGGUACUUGAAGAGGCAAAAGAGU